Molecule: messenger RNA, 840 nt
Organism: Vollenhovia emeryi
Lineage: Eukaryota; Metazoa; Arthropoda; Insecta; Hymenoptera; Formicidae
Product: ATP-dependent DNA helicase PIF1-like
Exons: 1
Coding region: 1-840 (279 amino acids)
Source: RefSeq, a predicted model, not a curated record
AUGAGAACUGAAGAUGAAAGAGAAUUUGCAAAUUGGUUGUUGCAACUCGGCGAUGGUAAAUUGUCAAAUAUGGAUGAAUUAAAUCCUGAUACAAUAGAAAUUCCUCAGGAUUUUAUAUCAGAACAAUCUCUUAUAACUGAGAUUUGUGGAGAUAGAAUCACUAUGGAACAGGUUCGACAAAAUCAAGAUCGAGCAAUUCUUUGUCCUAAGAAUGAGGAUACGUUUAAAAUUAAUGACGAAAUCCUUCGUUUAAUGGAAGGAGAUGAAAAGGAGUAUCUCUCAAUUGACUCUAUUAUGAGUGAUGAUCCACAGGAACAAUUGAAUUUUCCGACUGAGUUUUUAAACUCUCUGACACGCUCUGGAAUGCCAGUUCAUCGACUAAAAAUAAAAAUAGGUGCAACAAUUAUUCUAUUAAGGAAUUUUAAUACGAAGAAAGGACUAUGCAAUGGCACGAGAUUCAUUGUAAUUGAUUUAAAAUCUAAUUUGAUUCAUGCGGAGGUUCUGACUGGCCCUGCAAGAGGUCAAACUGUUUUCCUCCCAAGGAUUAAUUUCCUUCCAAAUGACUCGGAAAUUCCGUUUAAGCUCAAAAGGAGACAGUUUCCUAUUAGAGUGUCAUUUGCUAUGACAAUCAAUAAAUCACAGGGACAAACUUUACAAAAAGUUGGGAUUUAUUUGCAAAAUCCCGUAUUUGCACAUGGACAACUGUAUGUAGCAUUUUCUAGAGCAACGAAAAGAGAUAAUGUCAAAGUUAAGGUCGUUGAGGACAAAAAUCAAGGACAUCUCAUUGAGGGAAAUUCAAAAAUAUUUACGAAAAAUGUUGUAUACCGAGAAAUUUUAUAA